CACAGGGCUAAUUGGAAGACAGCCUACAUGCUGACUUAUAGGACCGACUUUUCCAAGAGGUUGCUCUCUGAAGAACAACGUGUUUAUGGAUUGCUGCGCAGCGAGGAACACCGGGAGUUGUAGGCUACGCUCUUAUGCAUCGAUCAUGAUGAUACCUUGCUGUUGCUGUAAACUUUGAUAGAUGUUUACAGAAAGAACUCAGUAACAUAGAAACACGUUUGAAGUAGGCUAAAUACGAUCAGAUUGCCCCCCUGAGGAAGUCGGAAGCGCCUGUUCGCCCUUCCUCUGUUUUUCUUCCAAGACGUCAGCACGGAUCUCUAUCACUCAGUUUGACUCUCCUGUGAUUUUAACAAAGAACAAAGUGUUUGGGGAUAGCAUGGCAAUGGUAGUAAACCAGUGGUCAGAGAACAUUUCUGCAGAUCCGGGGUCUCAGCUCCAGAUUUGCGGCCAGGAGCCUGGCGGGGCACCGGGAACACCCAACGGUUCCACCCCGGGGAACGACGCACUUUCCGGGGACAAGAUCCCCAACGUGGACUGCAUGGUGUGCGGGGACAAGUCCAGUGGGAAGCAUUAUGGUCAGUUCACCUGCGAGGGAUGCAAAAGCUUCUUUAAGCGCUCUGUGAGGCGGAACCUCUCGUACACCUGCCGGGGGAACCGAGACUGCCCCAUCGACCAGCACCACCGGAACCAGUGUCAGUACUGCCGGCUGAAGAAGUGCCUCAAAGUCGGCAUGAGGAGAGAAGCUGUACAGCGAGGACGUACAUCGAACUCCCAGAGCAGCCCAGGACAGUACCUGACCAACGGUACCGAUCCGUACAACGGCCAGCCCUACCUAUCUGGCUUCAUUUCCCUGUUGCUGCGUGCCGAGCCCUAUCCCACAUCUCGCUAUGGGGCCCAGUGCAUGCAGGGAAACAACCUGAUGGGCAUUGAGAACAUCUGUGAGCUGGCGGCCAGGCUGCUCUUCAGUGCUGUUGAGUGGGCCAAGAACAUCCCUUUCUUCCCUGAUCUGCAGCUCAUGGAUCAGGUGGCACUGUUGCGCAUGUCGUGGAGUGAGCUCUUCGUCCUCAAUGCCGCCCAGUGCUCCAUGCCGCUUCAUGUGGCCCCCCUGUUGGCAGCAGCAGGCCUGCAUGCAUCACCCAUGUCAGCAGAGCGCGUGGUGGCCUUCAUGGACCACAUCCGCGUCUUCCAGGAGCAGGUUGAAAAGCUGAAGGCCCUGCAGGUCGACACAGCUGAAUAUUCCUGCCUCAAGUCCAUUGUGCUCUUCACGUCCGAUGCUAUGGGGCUAUCAGACGUUGCCCACGUGGAGAGCAUCCAGGAGAAGUCCCAAUGCGCCCUGGAGGAGUAUGUAAGGAACCAGUACCCCAGCCAGCCAAACCGCUUUGGACGUCUCCUCCUCCGCCUGCCCUCCUUGCGCAUCGUCUCUUCUCCGGUCAUCGAGCAGCUGUUUUUUGUUCGGCUGGUUGGCAAGACACCUAUCGAAACACUGCUUCGCGACAUGCUGCUCUCGGGUUCCAGCUACAACUGGCCCUACAUGCCCACCGUACAGCGCGAGCGGCCCAUCUCCCUCCACUACAACGAGAAUGGGCCCUGAAGUGGAGAGACAGAUGAAGCUGAACGUCCAUCUGACUACUCAUUCAUCCAUCCUUCCUUCCCUUCAUUCUCUGCAUUUAACUUCUCAGCUAUCCCAGUGGAAGCAUCACCCUCACCAUUCCGCUCCAAAACCCAGACUGACAAUAUCAUCCGAGACCGUCCCAGUUCCACAAGCCAGCCAGUCAUUUACAAUGGCCAUUGCAGAGACUCAAGGUCCAUUGCAGUCCCUCAGCCGAUGGUGCAGUCUACAUUUGAGAUGUGGCAUGAGAUGGUCAAGUUGGUAGAAAAAGUUAUGCGCCGUUAACCAGCAGGUCUGUUGGACUCACUUCAGAUGUCAAUCUAAAACCCCAUGAAAACAGGGGCAGCAAAAGACAAUACAUUUGCUUUAUUGUUGGUGCUAUGCUUAUAUUUGCAGAGACAGUGUACAUCAGAAUCCCAGUAUGGCAAAUACUGAGCAAGGGCUUUGCUAAAGGGACUCUGACUGAGAGCACAAGGCCCAAUGUAUAUACCAAUUUUUGAAAAGAAAGCCAGAAGCCAUUAAAGAAAAGACAAAUGCCAAAAUGUCUUGGACUUUUGCAGAUGAUAUGUUUUAAUAUGUGUGUUUGUAUUGGCACUGUUUAUAUGGAGAGAAAACUCAUGAUUGUGUCCAUAUGUACAGUAUAUUGGUGAUUCAUAGGCAUCUAUAGCAAAUUGGGGUUUAAUGGAAAAAGCUCAGGUUCAAAGGGUGGGUAGACUGACAGACAUGCCAAUAUCAGUGUAAGAGCAAAAAUACAAACCCAGCAAAAUUUACACUUAUCAGCCUGUGCCAAAGCUGAAAAAUGCAUAGUGUUUGAAUAUUUUUGUGGUAGUGUUGGUGAUGAAAUGUUAAUGUUUGGUUCGUCUAUAAUUUGACUAUACUUGUUUUUGGGUCUCAGGGGGGAGAAGGAGUUUGUAAAAAACAAAUAAAAAAGCUUAGGCACUUGCAUUGUACACUAGUCAGAACCUACACUUAUUCACUCCUGUAACAUCACAGCACUGGUAGAUUCUUGCUACCCUUAUGCCAUUUGAUUGAUUUACCUUUUUACUUAUUGAAAAGACCCAUUAAAACUCUAUACAUGUUGUCAUCACAGUUAUCAGAGGAGUGACAGCUCAUCCUCAUUAUUGUUUUAUAGUCUUGAUUGUCAAUAUUGGACCUUUUGGACUGGGGAGGAACAUUUUACAAAACUAGCUGUACUUGCCUUAGAACAAAGAUUUUGUCACUGAGCAUUUAUCUUAUGACUGUGCCAUAAUCUCUCGUUACCUGUUAUAACAGGUAUUAUGUCCUGUCAGGAGAGGAAAUUAACUCACAUGAUGUAAAAAUGAUUAAUGUGCACAUACAGUUAUAGAAAGUGAUGCAAAAUAGCAAGAAAAACUUGUGUGAACAUACAUUUCUGCUUUAACAUCAUAAUCAUUUUCAUUUUUUAGUCCUCAUGCGAGUUCUUUUCUACAUCCUGAUGAUAUUGUCACGUAGGGAAAACCCCCUUGACUCAUGUAAUUUGAGCUUAUCGUACCGAUACCAUAGAGAAAAGUAUCACUAACCUCUGAAAACCUCAGUCUAUGUUACAAUAUUAUCCCAGUUGGACUGUGACUUAGCUUAGGACUAUUUUAAGUAGUAGUUUGUUUUUUUCUUCCCCUUGGUGGGAGCAUGUUUGUUUUGACAACCUGUCUCACAUUUCCAACAUGGCACUGUGGUAUCAACAUCAAGUAUUGGUAUUGAAAAAGCCAUCUGGGACCUUAGAACGCUGUCUGUUGAUAAAUGAAUUCACGGAAAGUUUCUAUGAGUUUGUUUUUAUCUUCUCUACU
Molecule: messenger RNA, 3411 nt
Organism: Micropterus dolomieu (smallmouth bass)
Lineage: Eukaryota; Metazoa; Chordata; Actinopteri; Centrarchiformes; Centrarchidae
Gene: nr2f5
Product: nuclear receptor subfamily 2, group F, member 5
Exons: 5
Coding region: 377-1591 (404 amino acids)
Biological process (GO): anatomical structure development; cell differentiation; regulation of transcription by RNA polymerase II
Molecular function (GO): zinc ion binding; RNA polymerase II cis-regulatory region sequence-specific DNA binding; nuclear receptor activity
Source: RefSeq, a predicted model, not a curated record